AUCCCAAACCACCACCAUGAUCAUCCCAGUGAGAUGCUUUUCGUGCGGAAAAGUCAUCGGGGACAAAUGGAACGCAUAUCUCGAGUUGUUAGCCAAUGAUAUGAGCGAAGGAGAUGCUCUUGAUGAGUUACAGCUGAAGCGCUAUUGCUGUCGUCGAAUGGUUCUCACGCACGUUGACCUCAUUGAAAAGCUCCUGCAUUACAAUCCUAUGGAGCGCUCGAAGGACAAGAAUUAUUGAUGCCUUCUGUACAGGGUGUCUUAUUUGUGUACUCGCUCUUGUGCUUGACUUUCCUAAUUUCAUCCGACUUGCGAGUCUUGUGUCGCUUAGUAGUAAGAAUGGGUGGAAGACAUGGUGAUUCCCGGAAUCUUUUCCUGUCGUCAUCGUGUCUCCCACAUUUUAUGUUCCUCCUUUCUACCCGACAGGGAACCGCGUGGUCCUCGACAAGUCGUGCCAUCGGCCAAUGUAUGCAACCUCAA
This is a messenger RNA of Suillus clintonianus, 477 nucleotides long. RefSeq names its product DNA-directed RNA polymerase, subunit N/Rpb10. Bases 17 to 238 code for a protein of 73 amino acids. Gene Ontology annotation, molecular function: DNA binding; DNA-directed RNA polymerase activity; zinc ion binding. The record is from RefSeq and is a predicted model, not a curated record. Gene Ontology annotation, cellular component: RNA polymerase III complex; RNA polymerase I complex; RNA polymerase II, core complex. Gene Ontology annotation, biological process: transcription by RNA polymerase I; tRNA transcription by RNA polymerase III; transcription by RNA polymerase II. The transcript has 4 exons. NCBI's taxonomy places the organism in Eukaryota, Fungi, Basidiomycota, Agaricomycetes, Boletales, Suillaceae.